Molecule: messenger RNA, 621 nt
Organism: Micropterus salmoides (largemouth bass)
Lineage: Eukaryota; Metazoa; Chordata; Actinopteri; Centrarchiformes; Centrarchidae
Product: fibroblast growth factor 4A-like
Exons: 3
Coding region: 1-621 (206 amino acids)
Biological process (GO): positive regulation of gene expression; fibroblast growth factor receptor signaling pathway; positive regulation of cell population proliferation
Cellular component (GO): cytoplasm
Molecular function (GO): fibroblast growth factor receptor binding; growth factor activity
Source: RefSeq, a predicted model, not a curated record
AUGUCAUCGUCAAGGUCCAAGCUCCCUCUGCUCCUGUAUGGGAUCCUCCUGUGCAGCUCUUUUGCUCCUCUCCCAGUCAUCAGCAGUAAAAAACAAACUAUACGUAGUACCGGUUCAUUGGUUUGGGCUAGCGGCAGCUCCUGGGACAAGAGAGAGGUGACAGCUAGAGAUGGAGAAUACCUGCUGGGGAUAAAGAGACUCAGAAGGCUUUACUGUAAUGUGGGCAUCGGCUUUCACAUUCAGGUCCUGCCAAACGGAAAGAUCACAGGCGUGCAUAAUGAAAACAGAUACAGCCUUCUAGAAAUUUCCCCGGUGGAGAGAGGAGUGGUGACUCUGUUUGGGGUGAGAAGCGGUCUCUUCAUUGCCAUGAACGACAAAGGGAAACUCUAUGGUUCGUCUGUCUCACAGUCUUUUAGUCCAGCUGGUGGAGGGAAACACCAGCAGCAAGUCCCCGGCAGCAAACGUGCCGCGCAGGUCACCGUGCACCCACCAAUAAAAGCUAUCACCCCAACCGCCGGGAAAACAAAUGCCGCCCGUGCCAGCUGUCAUGUCUUGCAACGAGGCAACCAGCUCACCUGCAUGCCACCACCAACCCACCCACCCGUCAAGGGCCCAGAAUAA